GGAGAGAGAUGGCCUCAUCUCCAACUCUUUUUGUUUUGCUUAUCUUUACUGUCACUGGAACAGCAAUAGUAGAAUUAACUCCAAAUUUCUUCCAUCAAUCUCUUAUCAACCAUCACAAGAACUCAAAACCAAACAUUCCAUACAAGACCCAGUUCUUCCCUCAGCUUCUAGACCACUUUACCUUUAAGCCUCAAAGCUACAAAAUAUUCAACCAGAAGUACCUCAUCAACAAAAAGUAUUGGGAUCAUGGAAGUCCCAUCUUUGUCUAUACUGGCAACGAAGGCGACAUAGAAUGGUUUGCAGCAAAUACUGGUUUCAUGUUGGACAUUGCUCCCAAGUUCCGAGCUCUACUUGUCUUCAUUGAACAUAGAUUUUAUGGGGAGUCACUGCCAUUUGGGAAGGAUUCUUACAAGUCUGCUGAGACAUUGGGGUAUCUAAAUUCACAGCAAGCAUUAGCAGAUUUUGCGGUUCUAAUUCGGAGUUUGAAGCAGAACUUAUCUUCUGAAGCAUCCCCUGUAGUGGUGUUUGGUGGGUCUUAUGGAGGAAUGUUGGCAGCUUGGUUCAGACUGAAGUACCCACAUGUGGCAAUAGGAGCUGUAGCAUCUUCAGCCCCUAUUGUGCAAUUUGAUGAAAUCAUACCAUGGACAAGCUUCUAUGAUGCUGUAUCCCAAGACUACAAGAAUGCAAGCUUGAAUUGCUAUGAGGUGAUAAAGGGCAGUUGGGCUGAGCUGCAAGCACUGUCUGCACAGAGGGAUGGGUUGGCCAAAAUCAGCAGAAUUUUCAGAACUUGCAAGAACCUCCAAUCAAUGUACUCAGCACGAGACUGGCUUUGGAAAGCUUUUGUUUAUACAGCCAUGGGCAAUUAUCCCACUGAAGCCAACUUUGUGAUGCCAUUGCCUGCAUACCCUGUUACAAAGAUGUGUAAGAUUAUUGAUGGAUUCCCAUCCAAGACUACCAAGCGCAAUAGGGUGAUUGCAGCAGCAAAAGUGUAUUACAACUAUACUGGAACUACAAAAUGUUUCAAUCUAGAAAAUGGAACUGAUGCCCAUGGCCUCCAAGGUUGGAAUUGGCAGGCAUGUACAGAGAUGGUUAUGCCAUUGAGUACCUCUAAUGAGAGCAUGUUCCCUCCUUUGAGCUUUGAGAUUGAAGAGUUAGGAAAGUUUUGCAUGAACAGAUAUGGUGUUAUGCCAAGGCCUCAUUGGAUUACCACAGAAUUUGGUGGCUAUAGGAUUGAAAAAGUGCUCAAGAAGUUUGGAAGCAACAUCAUAUUCUCUAAUGGGAUGCAAGACCCUUGGAGCAGAGGAGGUGUGUUGAAGAAUAUAUCAGGCAGCAUCGUCGCACUUGUUACUGAGAAAGGAGCUCAUCAUGUAGAUUUCCGGUUUGCAAAGAAAGAUGACCCAGAUUGGCUUGUAGAGCAAAGGAGACAAGAGAUUGGGAUCAUACAGAGGUGGAUUGAUGAUUACUAUGCAGAUUUUUAAUAAAUGAUAAUUAGAUAUGUAUUAGUUCUAGGGUUUUGAAAUAAGUUGAGACAAUGGAGGAUGGGAUUGUCUUU
Telopea speciosissima is the source of this 1552-nucleotide messenger RNA. Its product is annotated as lysosomal Pro-X carboxypeptidase. Lineage: Eukaryota; Viridiplantae; Streptophyta; Magnoliopsida; Proteales; Proteaceae. The transcript has 10 exons. Gene Ontology annotation, biological process: proteolysis. The record is from RefSeq and is a predicted model, not a curated record. Bases 9 to 1478 code for a protein of 489 amino acids. Gene Ontology annotation, molecular function: serine-type exopeptidase activity; dipeptidyl-peptidase activity.